This is a messenger RNA of Gorilla gorilla gorilla (western lowland gorilla), 7127 nucleotides long. It is a transcript of the gene DNAJB6, whose product is annotated as DnaJ heat shock protein family (Hsp40) member B6. Bases 173 to 1177 code for a protein of 334 amino acids. The transcript is spliced from 9 exons. Lineage: Eukaryota; Metazoa; Chordata; Mammalia; Primates; Hominidae. Gene Ontology annotation, molecular function: Hsp70 protein binding. The record is from RefSeq and is a predicted model, not a curated record.
AUUUCCUGUUUGUUGUUGGAGAAAGGAGAGAAAGGAAAGCGCGAGGAGCCGCCGCCACCACCAGCGCAGCAGUCCUGGGGCUGUGAGGAGAUUCGGGCCGUCAUCCUGCCUCCCCUGCGUCCCGCCACCGGCCGCUUCCGUCCUCGGACCCAUUCCAACAAUCUGGUAAAACAUGGUGGAUUACUAUGAAGUUCUAGGCGUGCAGAGACAUGCCUCACCCGAGGAUAUUAAAAAGGCAUAUCGGAAACUGGCACUGAAGUGGCAUCCAGAUAAAAAUCCUGAGAAUAAAGAAGAAGCAGAGAGAAAAUUCAAGCAAGUAGCAGAGGCAUAUGAAGUGCUGUCGGAUGCUAAGAAACGGGACAUCUAUGACAAAUAUGGCAAAGAAGGAUUAAAUGGUGGAGGAGGAGGUGGAAGUCAUUUUGACAGUCCAUUUGAAUUUGGCUUCACAUUCCGUAACCCAGAUGAUGUCUUCAGGGAAUUUUUUGGUGGAAGGGACCCAUUUUCAUUUGACUUCUUUGAAGACCCUUUUGAGGACUUCUUUGGGAAUCGAAGGGGUCCCCGAGGAAGCAGAAGCCGAGGGACGGGGUCGUUUUUCUCCGCGUUCAGUGGGUUUCCGUCUUUUGGAAGUGGAUUUUCUUCUUUUGAUACAGGAUUUACUUCUUUUGGGUCACUAGGUCACGGGGGCCUCACUUCAUUCUCUUCCACGUCAUUUGGUGGUAGUGGCAUGGGCAACUUCAAAUCGAUAUCAACUUCAACUAAAAUGGUUAAUGGCAGAAAAAUCACUACAAAGAGAAUUGUCGAGAACGGUCAAGAAAGAGUAGAAGUUGAAGAAGAUGGCCAGUUAAAGUCCUUAACAAUAAAUGGUGUGGCCGACGAGGAUGCCCUCGCUGAGGAGCGCAUGCGGAGAGGCCAGAACGCCCUGCCAGCCCAGCCUGCCGGCCUCCGCCCGCCGAAGCCGCCCCGGCCUGCCUCGCUGCUGAGACACGCGCCUCACUGUCUCUAUGAGGAGGAGGGCGAGCAGGAGCGACCUCGGGCACCCGGGCCCUGGGACCCCCUCGCGUCCGCAGCAGGUGUGCAAAGGGAGGCAGCCGUGGAGCAGGCGCAGAGUGAGACUUCUCUGGGUGCCAGAGGACAGCGAGGACACAAACCGCGCCUGUGCUGCUGUGUUCUGACCUGAGCGGGCGUGGGCGGUCGGGCGGGGCGGGAGGAGGUAGCUUCGCUCUGCUCCUCUCCCGCUCGCAGCGCCCCACGCCACGGUGGCUCCGGGCCCCCCACCGUUAAAACGGGGUCCGCGUGUCCUGUACACAGUGUGUUGCUCCGCAAAGGAUGACAGAGCUGCCACGGCAGUGCGAGGUGCUGCUUUUACCGUAGACGUGCCUUUUCGUAGCUUUCAGCGUAGAGCUUUGAGGCCUGUGGCAUAGGCCGGGUGGUCUCGUGCUGGUGGGGUCUGCAUUUGCCCCUGCCCCUCCGUCAGCUUCACCUUCUCGUGCCUUCUGCGCUGGGUGCAGAACAAAAGACCCCCUCAAGGCAAGCCUCCUUGUGAAGCGUAGUCUGCCCGCCCACCCCCCGUGGGGUUCUUGGCCGCCCGGCCUUCCUCCCAUCUGUUAGCGAGCCGGAUAGUCUCUGAAGUGAGUGCCCCGGAGAAGUUCUGGGUCACCCUGAGGACGUGCUGUGCAUGUAGGCUUGGCCCUGACUGCGUCCUAAAGCCCAGGGUCCGUGUAGUGUGAAUCGUGCGUCAGUUGGAAGUAUUUGUGCCUCUUCUGGUUCUUAUCACCGCACGCGGUGAGGUGACCCCAGCCGCUCAUGUCAUGCAGGAAGACAUGGAUGGUUGAUCCCUGGGUUUGGGGGACCGAAGCGGAUGUCGUGAGGUUACUUCUGUGGACUUGGGCCGAACAGCACUGUCUAAGCAGGACAUGAAAAGAAGGGGGAGCGUCUCUCCUUUUCCCUUCAUGGAACUUUCUAUUGAAAAAUUAGCCCCUUCCAGUCCUUCUUGGAUGAAGCACAGUUGCCGGUUACGCUUCCGAGGAGGACGGAAGGUGCACCCCCAGCCGUGAGAGCCUCAGGAUGUGCCGCCUGUGGGUGGGCACGGCAGCCCCUCCAGCCGGCCGCCCACCUGCCGUGCUGCGCUCACCUUUGCUGUGUGAGUCUGUGCUGUGUCACUGAGUGACAGACAGAGGCAGUUGCAGGCUGCAUGCACCUAGAAAGAACUCCCCCUGCACUGAGCGGGCAUGGGGGAGGCUCCCCAGGGUCCCUGCACUGAGUAGGGUGGGGAAGGCUCCCCAGGGUCCCUGCACUGAGUAGGGUGGGGGAGGCUCCCUACGGUUCCCUGCACUGAGCGGGCAUGGGGGAGGCUCCCCACGGUUCCCUACGCUGAGCGGGGUGGGGGAGGCUCCGCAGGAUCCCUGCACUGAGCAGGUGUAGGGGAGACUCCCCACGGUUCCCUGCACUGAGCAGGUGUGGGGGAGACUCCCCACGGUUCCCUGCACUGAGCGGGCAUGGGGAAGGUUCCCCACGGUUCCCUGCACUGAGCGGGCGUGGGGGAGGUUCCCCACGGUUCCCUGCACUGAGCAGGUGUGGGGAGGCUCCCCAGGAUCCUUGUACUGAGCGGGCGUGGGGGAGGUUCCCCACGGUUCCCUGCACUGAGCAGGUGUGGGGAGGCUCCCCAGGAUCCCUGUACUGAGCGGGCGUCGGGGAGGCUCCCCAGGGUCUGUUGUGCGCUCCUGUUACUGGAGGGUCUGAUGGCCGUAGGGAGGGUGCGCUGUUUGUCGAUGGGUCUUUGCAAGGUGCAGGAUAGAGCAGGGUCGUAGCUGUCGUGUCUCUGAACCACUGGGGUUGGGAGGCCACCGGAAGCCUGGCCUGCGAGGGGCCUUGUGAUUUCACAGGCCCCAAGAACGUGGUGUGCAGGUGCGGGCCGCCUGGGGGAGCCAUGUUUAAAGUGCGGUGAGGCUCCUGGAACAGCACCCACCGCAGGCCCGAGGCCACACCCGUAUAUCAGAACUGGGCCGAUCUUCUCCUCCCGGGCUGUCAGUGCCUGUGGCUAUGGCUGUGGGCGGGACUGAUACGGGCAGGCAGGCGCUGUUCUCCCCACGCCUCACGGCUUUGCCAGUUUGUAUCCUCGGCUUCCCUGCCAUACACCGUUUCUGAGGGGGGAAAACUGGUUGACUGCUGAAUCCCAGCACAAAUCCUUAGAGCAAAGAGGCCAGUGAUGGCUUUUGUUUCUGCCCGGAUCCUCUUUGUGGAUCUUCUGUCCUGCGGCUUUUCCUCUCAUUUGUUUCCUUUUUUUAAUGGCUUCAUGAGAUCUUGAAGAUACCAAAGUAACCAUCAAAGAUUUAAAGACGUGAUUUUUAUACAAAUAUAUAACGAACACGUCAGAGACUUUUACUUAAGUUCUUACUGAGAGAUGACAAAGCUGACUCAAAGGAUGAGUCAAGAAACCGCUGCAGAGUUGGAGACAGAACUGGAGUGAAAUUGCAAAGCAGGGUGGUUUUGGUCUCUGCAGAGGCCAUUUGCGACUCACUCACCAACUCCGGUGUCAGGGUGCUGGUGGGUGACAAGGAAGAGGUUGAGCAAGCCUCCGCCCCUGCAGGCUCGCUCAUUAUACAAUGAGCACCUGCACCACCAAAUCCGAACAACUGUACAUGCUUACAGAGAAGGGCACGUGCUAGUGUGGGAGUGACAAAGUCACACGGGUGCAGACCCCUUAGCUCCAGCCUGCUGGGUGUUCUGACGAGUGGACUUUGUAGCGAUAACACAGGCUCCUGAGUCAGGACACUGGUUUGCUGCAUUUCUGCGUCACUGAAGGUCCCGCUUUCCCCGAAGCCCCUUUCACAGAAAACCCAUGACUCUUGGCCAGGCCUCUGGGUGCCUGGAAGAUCCCACUAUCAUCUUUUUGUGGGAUUUGCAUGUCCUGGGCAAGGUUCCUGUAAAAGGAAUACAGUGAGGAGACCGGCCACCCGGCAGUAUUGAUGGCCCCCACUUUGGCCUCCAGCCGUCUGACCCGUCCCUGAAUCGAGCAGGUCCUGUCGGAGCUCCCAGGAGUCAGUGAGCUUCCACUCACAGGAUCACAGCCAGGUGUGCAGCCCCCAGGCCUGGGCGGUUCUAGGGCAUGAUUUUUUUUAGGCUGGAAAUGAGCUCUCACUUGAGAUGCACCCCUCAAAAUACUGAACGUACUGCUUCUGUGAGAAUUUCCCCUCCUUGUGUCUCGUGUGAUUGACAACGGGUGCAGCCAGUGGAAGCAGGAAUGUCGGCGAGCGCGGGGUGCAGGGGGUGCCCCUGUCACAGUCAGCGGAGCGGCGGGUCGGCGGGGAGCGCCUGUCCCUGCUGCGUGGUGUGGGGUUCCCGUGGCUGGCAUUUGCCGCUGUGUGGAGUCCUCAAACCCAGCGCUCGCCCUGCCUUCGUUCAGAGGACAGAGGCACCACCGGGAACCCACCGGAUCCUCACUCAGGCUUUGGAAAGGCCGAGUGAUGUUUUGUGUUUGUGAAUUCCACACAUACUGUAGGAGUAUCAAGAACACGUAACUGUUAAAAAAGGAAAAGUAAAAUUACUGAACAGGAAAGAAAGGAUAAAGCAGGUCCUUUGUUUUUUUGGCUGAGGAAAGCAGCCUGCCCUGGAACGCUGUAGAACGUCUCCCUUUUUGCAAAGCACAGCAUGGAGCUCUCGGAACUGAAGAUGGGAAUCUAACCCUGCCCUCAGCUUUCAACAGCUCGAAGUUUGUCUUUUUAAUGAAACUAAUUUGUGUAUUUAUACUUAAGGGUUUUCAACGUUUCCAGAAGUCGUUUUCUAUCAGGACAAGUUUUUAAGUAGUCACUGGUGGGAGAGUGUGCCUCUGUGGACUGUGCCCAAGGCUGGCGGUCCCACGAAGUCCCAGAGCCCGUGAGCCAGUGCCCAAGGCCAUGUCUGUGAUUUGCAGGAGGUUCAGGUGACAGGAAGGCCUGCUCUGUUUUUCUCACUUUGAUUUUGGACUUUUUUUUUUUUUUUUUUUGAGACAGUCUCGCUCUGUCGCCCAGGCUGGAGUGCAGUGGCGUGAUCUCGGCUCACUGCAACCUCUGCCUCAAGGGUUCCAGCGAUUUUCCUGCCUCACCUCCCCAGUGGCCGGAACUACAGGCGCUUGCCACCACGUCUGGCUCAUUUUUGUAUUGUUAGUAGAGAUGUGGUUUCUCCAUGUUGGACUGGCUGGUCUCGAACUCCUGACCUCAGGUCAUCCCCCCGCUUCAGCCUCCCAAAGUGCUGGGAUUACAGGCGUGAGCCACCGCGCCCGGCAAUAGUGGAGGCUUGAAGAACACCGGAAAGUGGUUUCCUUGUACCGGACCCGCCCCUCCCCCACCAUCCCGGCAGCCCCAGGGCGGGUGAGGGCGACUGCAGUGUGGUCACCUCAGGCUUUCCGUCCCUAACUCAUAAAGGCCCAGUGGCAGCAGUUGCUUUAAAGGAGCUCCGUUACUCCCUUUGUUCUGGGGUCUUGGUAAAGUUUGCUUUGCUGAAGCGGAGGAACCGCAGGCGGUGCUGACCCCCCCCACCCCGCCCCCAUCCCACGGGGUCCCUUGGGUCCCGGGGCACGAGGCUCCUCUGAGGGACACGGCCUCCAAGAGCUGGCUCUGCCCUGGCCGCGCUCCAUAGUCAGGGCGGCUCCCCGCAUGCUCCUCGGGACGGGGAUCUCCUGGCUUCUUCCCGCUUCCUUUCCUCUGCGUUUUCCGCAGAGCCGCCUCCCUGCUUUGGAAGCAGGUACUCAGCGGCCUCUGCAGCCACCAACGGCACACAGGCCUCUCCCUGUUCUUUCUUUCUUUUGGUAACCAUAGCUUGAGGCACAUUUCCUAAAUAUGCAGCAUGGAACGCCUGGCGGUUCACAGAAGGCGCAUCUCGUGCUGCUCCUGUAGGGCGGUUAGGACGUGCUCCGCUGGCGAGGAAGGUGGCAGCCUCCACUGUGCACGGGUCACAGGCGAGUGUGGUGUGGUGUGGUUGUGGGUGGGGUGUGGACUGGAUCUGCAGGCUUGUCCCUCUCUCGUGGAGAGCUGUCGGGGUCCAGGCAGUGCUCAGUGGUGAGAGCCACAGCACAUUUGAAAGUCCACAUGUGUUUGCCCCACUGUGGUCCAGGACAUGUGUGAGCCACACUCAGUGGACUUGGACCUGUGACAUGUUGGUCAGCGUGGCGGCCGUCAGCUGGGCGUGGAAUGCAUCUGAUUGGAGCCUGGCACCCGGCCUACCAUGAUUGUGAUUCUCUGGGGCGAGUCCUGAGUGUGGGCAGGGCCUCAGGCCCCCGAGAGGGCUGUGAGCAGGCACCUUCCUGUGAGGCACGAUGCCACCAUGUGAAGUUGUGUGGCUCUUUGGAGAGUUCUGGCAGGUUGAGGGCCUGUGCGUGUGGGACCCAGGCCUGCCCUGCCUGCUGCCGGCCAUGUUCCCUCUGCCCAGUCAUGUUGACAAUUGUGGCCAAAUUCAACAUCAGGCCUCUUUCCUGCACCCACGUUGGCACACACUGAGUUCAAGACAGUUUCUGCAGAAAUGAAUCCAGAGGUGUUUAUUUCUGGCACGUUGGAUCAGAUGUUCGGAGGGUGGGCGUCUUUCUCCGUGCACUUCAGCUGGAUCAGUCAGUGUCAGCCAUUGACUUUAGCAACAGGGAAAUGAAAGACUUUCCUCAAUAAGAAAUGGGACUUUCUCACGCUGGAUGGCACAGAGCUGGCAAACGUGAGGCCAGUCCACACCAAGGCUUUGCCUGCAGAAAGGCUGCACUGUGGCCAGCGGGGGAAGCGGAGGAGACACCUGUGGACACCCUCCCCACAGGUGGGCACACCUUUGGGCAGGCCCAGUGUGCGUUCUGAAGGAGAGCCCGGGGGGGGUUCCGGGACUGAGGUGCAGCCGUGCCCAGGGUGGGCUUCUAGCUCUGCCGCUGGGUGGAACUCGGGUAGGUGGGAGUCCUCACUUCUCUGCAGGGUGGUGAAGCUCUGGGUAGUGUGAGCAGUUCUCAACGUGCACCUUGGAAAGUCAGCGCCCAUUUUGAGGUUUAGGUGUGGCCAAGAUAGACGACUUCAUUUUGUUGCUUUUUGUUCUUAACAUGGGGAGAUAUUUAGAAAACAUGUUUGGCUCUUGCUGGGGAAGCAGUGCUGUUCCGUACAGUGUUUUACAAGCCGUGUUUCCUU